AUGGCGGCUGCGCGGCCGAUCAUCCUCAGAUUUGAGAGCCGCAACGGCCAGUUUCGCCUCAGUGUCAGCCCGCAAGAGCAGUUUCCUUUACUACAGGAGAAGAUCCUAGAGAACCUCCCCAAAGAUGUUGAACCUUCCUCGCUCGUGCUGUCCAACAAACCCAUCGGCACUGGCGGUCAAGAAAGACAGUUGAAGGAUCUCGCUGGGGUCUCGAUUGAGCGGGUCGGUUUGAAGCACGGGGACAAGCUCUUCAUUGGCUACCAGGAUAAGCAAGCAUCGCAGGCUGCUCCGGCCCACAAGCAUGUCACGGCAGAUGUAUCACGGCGGCUAAACGGAGCACCGGUGCCAGAAACCGAGACUGUCACAUUUCACCCCCCCACCUCCCCAUCGGCGACGAUCAAGAAUCCCUGGGAAGUUGUGCAACAAUCGCCGCUGGACGAUAUGCUGGACAAGAAGGACGGGAAAAUUUAUCGUCCCCGUGAUCCGAAGAUGUGUAAUCACGGCCCCAAAGGCAUGUGUGACUACUGCAUGCCGCUCGAGCCCUACGACCCCAAGUACCUCGCGGAGAAGAAGAUCAAGCACCUAUCGUUUCACUCAUACAUGCGGAAGGUCAAUGCAACCACCAACAAAGCCGAGCUGAAGAGCUCUUUCAUGCCACCUCUUAAUGAGCCUUACUACCGAGUACGGCGCGAUUGUCCCUCUGGUCAUCCGCCGUGGCCUGAAGGGAUUUGUACCAAGUGUCAGCCGAGUGCGAUUAGUCUACAGCCUCAGGAGUUCCGCAUGGUCGACCACGUGGAGUUUGCUUCGCCCGACCUGAUUAACUCGCUGCUUGACUUCUGGCGGAAAUCGGGCGCUCAGAGGUUGGGUUUCCUGUACGGCACGUACGAAGAAUAUACCGAGGUACCUCUGGGUAUCAAGGCGGUGGUACAGGCAAUCUAUGAACCACCACAGGUGGAUGAAAUAGACGGGAUAACGCUUCACGAAUGGCCGAAUGAGAAGGAGGUGGAUGAAGUAGCUCGUCAAUGUGGACUAGAGAAAGUCGGCGUCAUCUUCACGGAUCUGCUCGAUGCGGGACGCGGAGACGGUUCGGUGGUAUGCAAGCGACACAUCGACUCGUACUACCUAUCGUCACUGGAAAUUGCCUUCGCAUCUCGGAUGCAGGCAAAACAUCCUAAAGCGACAAAGUGGAGUCGAACCGGCCGUUUUGGCUCGAACUUUGUGACGUGCGUCCUCAGCGGCGACGAAGAAGGGGCCAUCACUGUCAGCUCAUAUCAGGCCUCUAUCUCCGCUGUUGAGAUGGUGAGGGCGGAUAUUGUUGAACCAUCCGCCGAGCCCUCUGUCAUGCUGGUGCAGUCGGAAGACGACGAUACGGAUAACAAGUCGCGGUACAUCCCCGAGGUCUUCUACCGGAAGAUCAACGAGUACGGCGUGAGUGCUCAGCAAAACGCCAAACCCAGCUUUCCUGUCGAGUACCUACUAGUCACCCUGACCCAUGGUUUCCCUACCGAGGCGUCUCCUAUGUUUUCAGCGAGCACUUUUCCCAUUGAGAACCGGGAAGUCAUCGGCGAGAGUCAGGAGUUACGCCAUGUCGCGAAGAAGCUGGUAUCCCACGGUGAUCCAGACAAGGCAAUUCGUGAAGUGUCAGAUUUCCAUCUUCUGUGCUUCCUGCAUUCGCUAUCCAUGUUCAGCAAGGAGGAAGAAGCACUGCUGUGCCGCGUCGCGACGACCCAUGAUCCCACAGAGGGGCUGAAGCUGCUAAACACCCCCGGCUGGGCGACCCUGGUUACUGUUCUUCAGGAAAGUGGUGAGCGCCCCCCUAAGCGCCCCUGGCUAAACCCUGCCGAUCCUCCACGCCCAUUGUCCCAACAAGGGAAACGUCAUCUUUCCUCAAGACCUGAAUCUCCCAAGUCAGAGAGUGAACAGCUUGCUAAGAGGUUCAAGGGAGCUAGCCUAGAGUGA
Molecule: messenger RNA, 1959 nt
Organism: Aspergillus fischeri NRRL 181
Lineage: Eukaryota; Fungi; Ascomycota; Eurotiomycetes; Eurotiales; Aspergillaceae
Gene: npl4
Product: nuclear protein localization protein 4
Exons: 4
Coding region: 1-1959 (652 amino acids)
Biological process (GO): ubiquitin-dependent protein catabolic process
Cellular component (GO): nucleus
Molecular function (GO): ubiquitin binding; ubiquitin protein ligase binding
Source: RefSeq, a predicted model, not a curated record